UGCAUACCUAAGGUACCUAGGUACUUAACCUAACAGGUAAUAGAGCUAAGCUAUCCCUGCAAGUGCAACUGUAACACAUGCCACCCGCGAUAACCAAGAUCGGACGCUUUUCGCUUGCUUCGGGAUGAUAUCAUUCUUAAAGUGCCAAGCCAACUAAGGUAAUUGGGGUACAGUGGGGGGCGGACAACCAUUACCUUCCAUAACUCCAAUUUGACUGAUGCUAGAAGGAUCUCGUGUUGACACCGGUAUAUCUGUACCACUUAACAAAACCUGCGAUUUACGUCUUUUAGCAUACGCCUCAGCUCUAGGUUCAUUACCAUGUCUAGAUCCAAAUAUCCUCUACGGGUGGGCUUCGUCUUAGAAUCAUCGCAGGAGCCAUGGCAACAAUCCAGCUUUGGAACAAGAUGCUUCAAAGGCAACUGCAGCAAUGGAAGGACACUGUCAAAUCAAAUCUCCAGAAGAACAAUCUCUGGAAGAGAAUCGUCAAGAAUACCAUAUGUACCACCAUCAAUCUGAUCAUUGGGCUCAUUCCGGCGGUCAUCGCUGUAUACGGCCAGUCGACAUAUCUUGGGGCUAUGGCUUCGGUAUUCGGACACCCUGGGCGACGGUUCGGCCAGUUGACCGAAGCCUUGAUGCUCAUCGUGCUCGGAACCUUCGUCGGCAUCGCAUGGGGCAUCCUUGGCUUAUAUCUCUCUAGUCUUGUUUAUCAUACCAAUAUUCAAGCAGCUUGGGCUAUCAGGGCUAUCUUCUUCACCUUGGCAUUGAUUUUUCAUGGUGUUCUACGUUCUUGGGCACCGAGGUUAUUCGUAUUCGUGUUCUUCUUCCUGCUCAUUAACAUAACCAUCUUAACAAGUGCUUCCACAUCCGUAUCAGCUAGGAUUGUUAAGCAAAUUGGGUACCCCAUUCUUACGGCAGUUGGGGUUAUUAUUCUCAUAAAUAUCACCAUCUUUCCCGAAUUCUCAAGUGGAUUUCUAGGUAGAUCUACGAUAGAAUCCUUAUGCGCCACCAUCGAUUCUUUCCAAGAAGCUGGGGAUUGGUUUAUGUGCGAUACUAGGAAGUCAGGUGGCGGGGAUGCCGAGAAAGAAAAGGAACUUUCAACGAACUUGCGUUCCAGGCUCGUAGCCUUGACCGAGAAGAAAGCAAAAUUAAGGGCUCAGCUCGGCAGUUCUAAGAAAGCUCAAGCAGAGUGCAAUUUCGAGCUUGUGUACUCGGUCCUACCCCCGCGCUCUUUGAAGCCCAUCAGCACGACUCUGAUGUCACGCCUUGUCCAAGUAACUAUCUGUCUUAUUAAUGCCUGUGAGAGCAAGUACGCGCUAGCAGGAUAUAAGGACGAACAGAAUGAGCAGGAUACAUCGGACGAAAGCUCAACGGACGACGAAGACUCCGAAUCAGAAUCCGACUCGGACUCUGACAGCGAGUCCGAAAGCGACAGUAGCGACGACAAAUCAGGACGAGGAACUAAAAAGUCACAAAGGAAAUUCAAAUACGCCCGGAAACUUGAGCUUGUUAAGCCGAUGAGAGAAAUAGAGUCAGGCGACAUUGGAUUCCUUGAGCACAUUCUUAGCCAGAUUCGCGGCCCAACCAAAAGCCUCCAACAACAAACACAGGCCGCACUUCAUGUUAUAAUUUGUGCAUUAGCCUAUUGCUACGACGUGCCGAACCUUCCAUCCGGUGCCCCGGCACCAAACGGUAUUAGUAUGGAAGAAAUCGAUCUUAGAAUCAACAUGUUUGCGGAGGCUUUGACACAGUUUGACCGUGAUUCCGCUGCCGCUCUUGAGCAGGCUGCAUCCAUACAGUACGGCCUAAAAUUACGGAAUGAUAUUACGCCGAAGAUGGAAACCCACUUAAUCUCGACAUUCCUAAUUUGCGUACGGCAUGCAGCUACCCAGAUCAGCGAGAUAUUGAGGUAUUCUAGGGCUCUUGUCGAGAAGAGGCAAGCCCGGCGCGACCGCCGACGGCUCUACUGGCCCAAAAUAUCUUGGAAGAAAUGGCUUACAAGUGGUGGCGAGGAUGACAUAAAUGCUCUUCCAGAAAAUGCGAGGAAGGAGGCGAGAACUGGCCAUGGUAUUAAGGAAGAUACCGAAAGACGCGAUGACGAUACGGAUGACAGUGAAGAACAAUUACUCAGACGUACUGAAGAUGAAGAAACAGGUCACACCGUUUCGAAGCAACCUCCUAUCUCCGAGAAAGGCAAUAUACAGACCCGAAAACGUCCUCAGAGGUCUGAAACUAGUAGGGUCAUGUGGUUGCGUGGCCUGGCUGCUGAUAUAGUCGAGUUUUUUGCCCAGUCCGACGAUUUGGCCUUCGCCCUUAGAAUGUGUGUAGCGGCAUAUACCGUUACAUGGCCGGCAUUUGUGCCAUCGUUGAAUGCAUGGUAUAAUUCUGUCCGUGGGACUUGGGCAUCUCUUCAACUAGUUCUCGUCUUUGAAGUCUCAGUGGGGACGUCAUUUCAAGGCUUCUUUCUUAGAGUUUUUGGAGUUAUCUUUGGCUGUGUCGUCGGUUUCCUCGCUUACGUGAUUGGGCGAGGAAACCGAGUUGUUGCCGUGGUCGUUCUUGUAUUUGGCAUUAUACCCUCAUCUUACAUUCAUCUCGGUACACCGUAUGUCAAAACAGGUAUAAUUGCUAUGGUUAGUAUGUCAGUGGUCGGGCUUGCAACAAUAUUUCACCCCGUGGAAGAUUAUAGAUGGGAGAUAUUCGUUAAGCGAAUGGUAUGCUUCCUCGUCGGUGGGACGAUUGCGCUCCUCUUCUCAAUGUUCUUUUUCCCCGUUCGAGCUCGAGACAGGCUUGUCGAGUCUCUAGCGUCGAGCAUUCAGCAAAUCUCGCAGAUGGAAGCGUCGAUGGCAGUGGGUAUCGAUUCACCCCGAAAUGUUAAUAUCAGAUCCAGCGCGCUCAACGAGAACUUCAAGGAUGCCAAGGAAAAUGCCGAACAGGCUCUUGAUGCGGCCCGCACUUUCUUACCAUUUUGUCUGACGGAGCCAAGAAUUAAAGGCAGUUUUAAAGGGCAAUCGUUAGUUUACGGAGAGAUGAUCUAUGUUUUGUUUCAGAUAAUUGAUCGCAUGGACAAUAUGUUGCAUAUACGACAAGCCUACGGGAGCGGCGUGCUCGAGGAGCUAAAUACAGAGGUGCUGCCUUACCGUCGUAAUGUAGCGGCCAGUAUAAUGCUCACUCUCUUCGCGGUUCAUGAAGCCCUAACGACCCGGCUACCUCUCCCACAAUUCCUUCCAUCUAGCCGUGUGGCACAUUUGCGAUACAUCGCCAGAGUUCGAGAACUCCUACUCGAACGCGAUAUCAGAUCCGCUUAUGACUCCGGUACCCAAACCCCAGCCAGUCUAGCCAAUGGAUCUAUCCCUUCCCAGGCGCACGUCUUAAAAUCCAUGACUCGCCAAAGCUUCCUAGCCUGGAACGCCAGCUCUGCCGGUAAUAUGGAAAUUAUCGAAUAUUUGGAAGAGCUCGUGGAUCUCGCCAAGUUGCUGGUAGGAGUCAAUGCAUUCCGUAGCGGAAUGUUGGAGCGCCCCAAGUUCCACGAGUACGUUAGGAAGAUCAAGGAGCGAGAGAAGAACCGAAACGCGACCCCAGCAGCUUCCGCGGAAGCUGGGGACCAAGAAGCACAGAAGGUUAGAAGUCGGAGCGGCAGCUUUGCGUACAGGAUGCGGGCCUUCACGUUCGGCAGGAUGCGGUCCAACAGCGUCGCUACCGGCACGGGUGCGGGCAUGGGCGACGGGGUUGGAUUGAGACGCCGGUCGAAUAGCGUCUGGGAAGGCGGCGGCCGCGGUGGUGGCGGCGAUAGUGCUGCGGAUCGUGGUAGUGGUGAUCGUGGUGGUCGUGGAGGGGAUGAAGGGCUGGAUGAUUUGCCGGUGAGCUUGCAGCUGGUCAUGACGAAGCGGAUGGAGGAAAGACAGCGCGAGAAACUGGCUAGGCGCAGGAGGGAUGCGGAUGACCCUAAGGGGAAACAUCCCAGGCCGGCGUAGACUUGAGCAUUGUAGCCUGGGUGAGUUGUGGCUCCAUUGGAUAGCAAAGUUCUCCUCUUGCUAGAAAAUUGAGCUCUUGCGAGACCUCAUUAGACAUGGGGUAUCACUGUAGUAUGUAGUGAGUGACA
This is a messenger RNA of Daldinia caldariorum, 4096 nucleotides long. RefSeq lists its product as uncharacterized. The record is from RefSeq and is a predicted model, not a curated record. The transcript has 5 exons. NCBI's taxonomy places the organism in Eukaryota, Fungi, Ascomycota, Sordariomycetes, Xylariales, Hypoxylaceae. Gene Ontology annotation, biological process: malate transport. The coding region runs from base 378 to 3968 and encodes 1196 amino acids.